AUGGCUUCUCUCACCAAAAAGCUUGGUCAACUCCGCCAGUGGACAGGCGAAAAGAUAUGGCGUGCCCAGAAGACAGAUACCGGUGACGAUUUCAAGCGCCUCGAGCAGGAGACCGAGGUCCGACGAGAAUGCAUCGAGAAAAUAGCCGACUCAUACCACCUGUACUGGACGACCCUGGAGAAGCGAAAGGAAUCACCUUUGGACAAGCAAAAGCGGCUUCCGAUCGAGAGCGUGGCUGGAUCGAUGAUCUCGUUUGGCUCCAUGCUGCACGAAGAAUCGAGCUACGGCAAUGUCCUCAUCCGUGUUGGCGAGGCGUACGAGCAGCUUGCUGGAACCCAGAUGGACUUUAUGAACCGGGUGCACGAGUCCUACCGCUAUCACCUCCAAAAUGUGCUCGAGGACAUCAAAGAAUACCAGAACCAGAAGCGCAAGCUGGAGAAUCGGCGGCUCGACUUUGAUGCCAAGCUCAACAAGCUGCAGCGCAGCAAAAAGGACAUCCCGCACCUUGAGGAGGAAGUUCGCCUGGCCCAGGCCAAGUACGAGGAGUCGCUGGAGAAUACCAGCGAGCGCAUGAUUUCGCUCAACUCGAACGAAGACGAGCACAUGCAACAGCUUUUGAACUACGUCGACAUCGAAGUGGGCUAUUACAAGAAGAGUCUGCAGAUCAUGGAGGAUCUCCAGCGAUCCCUCCAAUCCGUCCCUCGGUCUGCAAACCCAUCUCAAGGAACAGACUCGGCACGCUACCGUCGCCACUCAACCCAGUCCGACCUCUCCACACACGGCCAAGAUAGCUACAGUCGCAAGCAGAACCAGACCGGCUCGAGCUUGGCGGACACACGCAAGUUCGGGUCUUCGGGCUCGCGUCUCAUGCAAGAUUCCCGACAGGGCUCGCAGGCUGGCAGCCCGCGCGGCAGUGUGGCGUCAGCCCCCAAGGUCUUGAAGCGCGUCAAGUGCCUGUAUUCGUUUGAGGGAGAAAACUCGAACGAGCUGACAAUGAAAAAGGGAGACCUGAUCGACGUGACGGGCGAGAUCGACGAGGGUUGGUGGGAGGGCAACAUCCAGGACGGCUCAGGUCGCUUUGGCAUGUUCCCAUCCAACUACGUCGAGGUCGUCGAGGACGCACCCUCUGAUCGCCGACUGCCUCCCCGGCCAAGUACGACCGUCUCGGUUGCCGAGAGUGACUCUGGAUCCAAGAGCGGAUACCAGGCCGAGCCAAGGACGCCCACCCGCUUGCCCCACCAAGAUUCAGAGAUUGCGGCACCGACAGCAAGCCAGAAUGGCCCCAACAUGCAACGGCUCUAUUCAUCAACCUCCAUCAACAACGCCAGCACAUCGAGCCUCGGCAAGGCCUCGGUCGCAUCCGAGCGCCCCUUCCAGCUCCCAAGGUCAACGUCCAAUGUCGAUGUCACCAAGGGCGCCUGCGCGACCUGUGGCUGCGAUGAGUUCGUGCCCCACGCUUUCAAGACAGGGCAAUGCACCAACUGCUUCCAUGGCCACUGA
Molecule: messenger RNA, 1500 nt
Organism: Polychytrium aggregatum
Lineage: Eukaryota; Fungi; Chytridiomycota; Chytridiomycetes; Polychytriales
Exons: 10
Coding region: 1-1500 (499 amino acids)
Cellular component (GO): cytoplasm
Molecular function (GO): protein binding
Source: RefSeq, a predicted model, not a curated record